CGUGUGUGCGCAUGUGCCGUGUGUUCGGAACAGUGUUGUAACGUCGGCGUCUCGGCGCCCGCGCCGGCGUCGGCGAGCGGCCGUGCAGCGCCGGGGAUGUCGCCGCGAACAACAUGCUCGCCGUCCGCCAAGUUAAGUACCUGGGCUCGUUCCCGGUGGCCGGCGGCGAGCACGCGCAUGCGCAGCGCAGCGACGCCGUCUCACAACAACUACUGCUUAUGAAGGAGAGCGGGCGUGCGGUGCCGGUGCUGGUGGUGGUCGCGCUCUCAGGGGUCAAAGUAUGCGACCCCGACGACCAGAGCGUGCGCAUGUCGCACGCGUUGCGGCGCAUCUCGUACGCGACGUGUGAGGCGACGCGCGCGCUGUUCGCGCUGGUGGCGCGCCAGCCGCGCUCCGAGCCCGCGCACCACUACUGCCACGCGUUUGAGACCGACACGCCGCAGCAGGCGGAGGAAUUGAACACGCUGGUGGGAGAUGCUUUCCGAAUGGCGUUCGCCUCGCAGCUCCAGCCCUCCGCGCCUCUCUGGAGCAAGGAGCUAAGCAACGAGUGCAGCGGCAUGGGCGUGCGCGCGCCCGACACCCUGCCCGGACUCACGCAUCACUAUCCGCAUUGUGGAGACAGGUCCCCAGCGAAAUGCGACAUAAUGGGCGUGACGAAGCUGGUGAACGAGGCCAGCCCGAGCAGCUCGGAGGAGUCCAACUCGCCGACGGAGAUCAACUGCUACCGGCGGCUGGGCGACCGACCGCCGCUCAUGAAGCGGCUCGCCAUGGGUCUUAGUGGAGCGCUACUGCAGCCUUCUGAUGAUGAUUCCACGCCGCUUGUUGCUGAUACACCCACCACUCCCACAAAUCUGCCUCUGUGUCUAAACGGGGGCUACAUAAACGAAGCGUCGGAGGCGGAGGCACGCACGCGCGAGAGCAACCGCGAGCACCUCGCCGUGCCGCCCACGCCGCGCCGCAAUGACAACUUCAUGCAGAACGACCUCGACGUAGACUUCAGGAGAUGUAACAAUGCUAAAUCUGGCAGUGCAUCAAACGCAUGCAGUGGUAGUGGCGCGACAUCGUCGUCAUCGGGAGCGUCGUCGUGCGGCGCCGCUCCCCCCGCGCCCCCCGUCGGUCCCCCGCCACGCCCUGAGCCUGAGCUACGACAUGCGCCGUGGUUCCAGCAUGGUAUUCCACGAGAGAUUGCACUCGAAGUGUUGAGUGGCGAGCCGGUGGGUUCGUUUCUGGUCCGCGGCAGCACGACGCAGGCCGGUUGUUACGCGUUAUCGGUCCGCGUGCCCAGGGACUUCCAACGAGCCGGAAUAGCGCACUAUCUUAUAUUGCGCACGCCGAAGGGGUAUAAGAUAAAGGGUUUCACAAAAGAGUUUUCGUCGCUGAGCGCGCUGGUGACGCACCACAGCGUGAUGCCGGAGCUGCUGCCGGCGCCGCUGCGGCUGCCGCGCGGCCCGGCGCUGCGCGCGCCGCCGCGCCGCCGCGACCACGCCGACCUGGACGCGCUCGCGCCGCGCACGCCGAGUCACGCGCCGCUGCCCGCGCACGCCGCGCUCCCCGCGCACGCCGCGCACCCCGCGCCCCCGCCGCGCCACCACGCGCUGCCGCCGCUCGACGUGUAG
This is a messenger RNA of Manduca sexta (tobacco hornworm), 1616 nucleotides long. RefSeq lists its product as uncharacterized. The transcript has 11 exons. NCBI's taxonomy places the organism in Eukaryota, Metazoa, Arthropoda, Insecta, Lepidoptera, Sphingidae. The coding region runs from base 114 to 1616 and encodes 500 amino acids. The record is from RefSeq and is a predicted model, not a curated record.